AUGGAUGGUGAAUCCGGCAAACAAUCAAAGAGGAUCCCGCAGUUCUUCAAGUUUUUCGAUGCCACCAAGUAUUCCGACCACCUGCACAUUCCGUCGGCAUUCGUAUCGCUAAUGGGAGAAAAUAAACUACCGAGGAGCGCAUUCCUGAGGGAUGAGUAUGGUAACAAGUGGCCUGUUGAAUUGACAAGGAUGGAAUCCGAAUGGUAUUUUGGAGAGGGCUGGGCAAAGGUAGCUGGAGACAAUCGUAUGGAACAUUGCGACUUCAUCGCUUUCCAAUUUGAUGGGAUCAAAACCUUCCAUUUUAAGAUGAUUGGAAACGAUUCGUGCAGUAAAGUAGGAGUUGGGUCCUUGAAGUUUCUUCAUUUGGAGGACCCUGAAUCAGAAAAUGAUGAAGACGAAGAAGGAGGUGACGAAUUGCCUCAGCAAUUUAGAGAUGAUGAUGAUGAGGAUGAUGCUGAAAAAAAGAGAGGGAAGGCCACUAUUGACAUAUAUGGUGCAAAGAUGAUCCAAUCAGGACUAUUUGUGCAGCCCAGGAAUCCCUAUUUUGUAACCAAAAUCAGGACCAAUAGAGCGCGAGAACUGUACAUUCCAGCAGAUGUGGUGAGGGAUUUCAAAGUGAAUCUGCCGGAAAAGAUAGCGCUUCGGGAUCCAGCCGGGAGGGAUCACUGGGAGGCACGCCUGAAGACGUGGAAAGACGGCCGGACAUUUUACACGGGAGGAUGGAAGAAACUUUGUCUGGCGAAUAACAUCGGUGACCAGGACAGGUGUGUUUGUGAGUUUGUGAAAGAGGAAGCUGGCAAAUUACUCCUCCAGAUUCACAUUGUUCGACACCCCUGCCGCUGUGGACACUGA
Messenger RNA from Oldenlandia corymbosa var. corymbosa, 852 nucleotides. The record is from the annotation of a GenBank genome assembly. Lineage: Eukaryota; Viridiplantae; Streptophyta; Magnoliopsida; Gentianales; Rubiaceae.